This is a messenger RNA of Molossus molossus (Pallas's mastiff bat), 2840 nucleotides long. RefSeq names its product nuclear factor, erythroid 2 (gene NFE2). Gene Ontology annotation, cellular component: nucleus. The record is from RefSeq and is a predicted model, not a curated record. Gene Ontology annotation, molecular function: RNA polymerase II cis-regulatory region sequence-specific DNA binding; DNA-binding transcription factor activity, RNA polymerase II-specific. NCBI's taxonomy places the organism in Eukaryota, Metazoa, Chordata, Mammalia, Chiroptera, Molossidae. The transcript has 3 exons. The coding region runs from base 1465 to 2586 and encodes 373 amino acids. Gene Ontology annotation, biological process: regulation of transcription by RNA polymerase II.
GUGGCUAGGGGAGAUCCUCUUUCAAAAAGAUAAUUAGCAUUUCUCACUAGUUAUGUUGUGAGGCUCAAAGAGUAGACUCCAUAUCAAAUAGCUGUGAUAGGCCAUCCUUGUGGUAAUCUAAGGUCAUGCAAUUGAGGUCAUUCUGUCCUACCCUCUGUUCUAUAAGUUUUCUCCACCUCUAACCUGCCUGCUUUUAUUUAUAUGGCAGGAGUGGGGUAGUGUCUGGCUCUAAGAGAUCAGGAGGUCCCUGCCAAAUCUACUUAGAAUCUCUCACCAAAGGCAGGAAAAACAGAUGCAGGGAAGGGGGUGUCAGGGACUAGGCAGGUAGGAUGAGGAGAAGGCUGACAAGAAUAAGAUGAAGACAGAGGUGAGGGUUUGUUGAGAAAGUUAAGCUGUCCAAGCAGAAAGGGACCUCCAAGUUCCAAGUCCAACACCCUAGUUUUAUAAAUGAGGAAACAGAGGCUCAGAGAAGUAUGAUGACUUGCCCAACAUCACACUGCUACUUUGUGGCAAACCUGCAACUAGAGCCCAGGUCAAAAGAAAAGGGGCUGGAGGGUAGUGUAUACUCAAGGCUCUAAAGAGAUAUUCCCCAGAAGAGGAGAAAAGAGACUGAGAUCCCACAGAAAGAAUUGAUGAUGCAGACCACCAUUAAAGACUUGGGGUAUGGAGACAGAGGAGCAGGAUGGGAAGGUGCCUGGAAGGCGAUAGUUAGUAGACUCAGUCAGUAGAGGUUCCUGACCUGACUCUGCUAUUUACCAGCUUGGGUCUUAAUUUUCUAGUGGACCUUUUAGGAUCUUUGUGAAAAUCAGUCUCAUAAACAAAUGCUCAUAAAACACCAGUACACUUUUUGACAACUGCUUAAUAAGUCUUUGUUACAGUUGUUAUAUUACCUUAGAGGAGAAAAGAUCCCUGGCUAUGGGUUGGGGUAUGGCCCAGAUGACCCCAUGAAGACAGAGGGCAGAGGUCCAGUGACUCCAAAGACCAUUCCUCGUCUGCUGUUUGCAGCUGAUAAACCUCUUAUCUGGCCCAGGCAGGGGAGUCCAGGGCCAGGAUAGAAGGAGAGGGCAGGGCUGCUAUCAGCCACCAGGCCUGGGCCAUAUCUCAGAGAAGGGGAGGGACUCUCUGCUUGGCUCUUCCCACAACACACUCCUUGGGGAUUCCCAAGCACUCGUUCUCAUCUUGAGAAGAAAAGACUGAGAUCCUAAAACUGAGAACAGAGGAGAAAAGCAGGAGUAAUCCCUGAUAUUGCCCCAGAAAAUGGGGGGAAAAAACCCAGAAGACAUAACUUCUGUCCCAGUCAGUGAUACAAUUUUGGGGAGAAAACAGUAGGGGAAAGAGAAGGCAUCUUGUAUGAAAAAAAGAUAAAAACCUAAUGUGCUCCCAAAGGAACUGACUACAGCCAUAGCAGGUUGCUGGGGCCAUUUGGGCUUUGGGGGACCCUGGACCAGGCCCUGGCCCAGUAGGAUGCCCCCGUGUCCUCCCCAGCAGAGCAGGAACAGGGUGACACAGCUGCCCACUUCGGAACUGGGUGAGAUGGAACUGACUUGGCAAGAGAUCAUGUCCAUCACUGAGCUGCAGGGUUUAAAUACACCAAGUGAGCCAUCAUUUGAGCCUCCAGCCCCAGCCCCAUACCCUGGGCCCCCACCACCCCCAUCUUACUGUCCCUGCUCAAUCCAUCCAGAUGCUGGCUUUCCCCUUCCUCCACCAACUUAUGAGCUCCCAAUACCCUCAACUCAUGUUCCAGACCCCCCAUAUUCUUAUGGCAACAUGGCCAUCCCAGUCUCCAAGCCACUGACCCUCUCAGGCCUGCUCAGUGAGCCCCUCCCAGACCCCUUAGCCCUCCUGGAUAUUGGGCUGCCAGCGGGGCCACCCAAGCCCCAAGAAGACCCAGAAUCCGACUCAGGAUUAUCCCUCAAUUAUAGUGAUGCUGAAUCUCUUGAGUUGGAGGGGACAGAGGCUGGUCGGCGGCGCAGCGAGUAUGUAGAGAUGUAUCCGGUGGAGUACCCAUAUUCACUUAUGCCCAACUCCUUGACCCAUCCCAACUAUGCCUUGCCUCCUGCUGAGACCCCCUUAGCCUUAGAGCCUUCUUCAGGUCCUGUGCGGGCCAAGCCCACUGCACGGGGGGAGGCAGGGAGUAGGGAUGAACGUCGGGCCCUGGCCAUGAAGAUCCCCUUCCCUACGGACAAGAUUGUCAACUUGCCGGUAGAUGACUUUAACGAGCUGUUGGCACGGUACCCACUGACAGAAAGCCAGCUGGCACUAGUUCGGGACAUUCGACGGCGGGGCAAGAAUAAGGUGGCUGCCCAGAACUGUCGCAAGAGGAAGCUGGAGACCAUAGUGCAACUGGAGCAGGAACUGGAACGGCUAGGAAGUGAGCGGGAGCGGCUCCUCAGGGCCCGAGGGGAGGCCGACCGGACCCUAGAGGUGAUGCGUCAACAGCUGACUGAGCUGUACCGUGACAUUUUCCAGCACCUGAGGGAUGAGGCUGGCAACAACUAUUCCCCUGAAGAGUAUGCAUUGCAACAGGCUGCUGAUGGGGCCAUAUUCCUGGUGCCCCGGGGGACCAAGAUGGAGGCCACAGACUGAGCUGGCCCAACAGGGUGGGCUGGUGAUGGAGAUUUCCUUCAUUACCUUCUGAUAAAGGUACUCCCUGACCCUGAGGCCUAGAAGAGGACAACAAUGGAAAACCUGACUUUUGUUAGGUCCAAGGUGUGUUCACUGAGGCUCACCUUGAGACAAGUGUGUGAGGGGAAGGCUGGGUCUUUUCUAUGAUUCAGCUCCCCAGGUCUCCAACCUCCACCUUUUGUUUGAGCUUUGAUAUAUAAAGCGCUCUACAGAAA